GAUUAGGUACCGGUAUUUUAAUCGGUUUAGGAUUAGCUGUCAACAGCCUUGGUUGGACAGAGUUGCGUGUGUGUGAGUGAAAGGAUUGUUCUUAGGUGAAGAAGUAAGGUUAUGCGUUAGGAUGGUUGGUAGUGAGACUUUGCAGAAAACAAGCUCGAGGGGAAAUCAAAAGCGAACUGCCGCCUUUGCUGAAGCUUCUGGAGACAGGCACAAAGGUGUGGUCCAGCGCCUGCCCCGCCCCUUAUCUGGACGGAAGCUGAGGGUUGCCGGAAGUUGUGAAGCGGCAGCUUAUGCGGCGGCGCGGUGAGAUCAAAAUGGCGACCGAGGGAGAUGUGGAGCUGGAGUUAGAGACCGAGACCAGCGGCCCGGAGCGGCCUCCCGAGAAGCCACGGAAGCAUGACAGUGGUGCUGCUGACUUGGAGCGGGUCACUGACUAUGCGGAGGAGAAGGAGAUCCAGAGUUCGAAUCUGGAGACGGCUAUGUCAGUCAUUGGAGACAGAAGGUCCAGGGAACAAAAGGCCAAACAGGAGCGGGAGAAGGAACUGGCGAAGGUCACCAUCAAGAAGGAAGAUCUGGAGUUGAUAAUGACAGAGAUGGAGAUCUCUAGAGCAGCUGCAGAGAGGAGCUUGAGGGAACACAUGGGCAAUGUGGUGGAGGCUCUUAUUGCCCUAACCAACUGAUGAUGUGCUUUUCAGACAUUCUGGACUGAUUUACUAAAAUAAAGUGUUUUCUUCUUUUUUCCAGUUUUAUCUUGGAUCAAAUGCAUUAUAUAUUCUAUUUUGUUGUCAGUUUCUAUUUUGGACCUUGAUGAAACUGUAUAAACAAUCAAUAUAAAGAAGUACCAAAUGUUCAAAUAUGGCUCUAUUUUUAUUACU
Messenger RNA from Acomys russatus (golden spiny mouse), 875 nucleotides. RefSeq names its product huntingtin interacting protein K (gene Hypk). The record is from RefSeq and is a predicted model, not a curated record. Gene Ontology annotation, biological process: protein stabilization; negative regulation of apoptotic process. NCBI's taxonomy places the organism in Eukaryota, Metazoa, Chordata, Mammalia, Rodentia, Muridae. The transcript is spliced from 4 exons. Bases 291 to 680 code for a protein of 129 amino acids.